Messenger RNA from Monopterus albus (swamp eel), 4010 nucleotides. It is a transcript of the gene usp4, whose product is annotated as ubiquitin specific peptidase 4 (proto-oncogene). Gene Ontology annotation, molecular function: cysteine-type deubiquitinase activity. Gene Ontology annotation, biological process: protein deubiquitination. The record is from RefSeq and is a predicted model, not a curated record. The transcript has 22 exons. Gene Ontology annotation, cellular component: nucleus. Lineage: Eukaryota; Metazoa; Chordata; Actinopteri; Synbranchiformes; Synbranchidae. Bases 153 to 3182 code for a protein of 1009 amino acids.
CUGAUGACAGAACAGUUACACUGGAGAGCCACAGCAGCUCUCGUUGACUGUGUACCGACCAUAGAGGAAGAACGUCUCCCACGAGCGCUCUGAAGCUCGCCCUAAGUGCGUUUCUUCCGUCUGCGCGUUCACGAUACCGGCACACUCGCUGCAUGAUGGCCGAGGGAGGCGGACCCGAGUCGGGUGGCGCGGCAGACUCUGACUCUGAGCCGGUAGCCGCACAAAUGCCAACCCCUUCAACCGAAAAUCAAAAACAGACUAUUGGGUCACUUUUGAAAACAGCUCUAAGAAAGGGUGACGAAUGGUAUCUAAUAGACAGUCGGUGGUUCAAACAGUGGAAGAAGUAUGUGGGAUUUGACAGCUGGGAUAUGUACAAUGUUGGAGAACGUAGUCUCUAUCCAGGACCAAUUGAUAACUCUGGGCUGUUCUCAGAUCAGGAGACUCAGACCCUGAAAGAGCACCUUAUAGAUGAGCUGGAUUAUGUCCUUGUUCCCACUGAGGCUUGGAAUAAACUUAUCAGCUGGUACAGUUGCCUUGAAGGCCAGAGACCCAUUGUUAGGAAGGUUGUUGAACAUGGUAUGUUUGUCAAGCACUGUAAGGUGGAGGUCUAUCUGCUGGAACUGAACUUGUGUGAGAAUGACAACAUGGACAAUGUAAUCACAUGUCACUUCAGUAAGGCUGAUACUAUAGAUACUAUAGAGAAGGAGAUGAGAACGCUGUUCAAUAUCCCGUCAGAGAAGGAGACGCGGCUCUGGAAUAAAUACAUGAGCAACACCUACGAGCAGCUGAACAAGCCAGACAGCACUGUGCAGGAUGCUGGUCUCUUUCAAGGGCAGGUGCUUGUGAUUGAGCGCAAGAAUGAGGAUGGCACGUGGCCCAGACAAGCCUCCCACCCCAAAUCCAGUACAACCUCAUCCAGGAAUUUCACUACCUCCCCAAAACUCUCCUCUAAUUCAUCAGCCAGUAUCUGCUCAACAGUAACCAAUGGAGACAGCAGCUGUAGCCCUGGAUACACACUCAACAAUAGCAUCUCGUCUGGGAACAGAUUGGGGGGCUACAGUUCAUACAACUCCUACAGCUACAGAGAGUCACAGUCGCAGCCUGGCCUAUGUGGUCUCAGUAAUUUGGGCAACACGUGCUUCAUGAACUCUGCCCUCCAGUGCCUGAGCAAUGCAUCUCCACUCACAGAAUACUUCCUCAAUGAUCAGUAUGAGGCAGAGAUUAACCGAGAGAAUCCCCUGGGAAUGAGGGGUGAGAUUGCAGAGGCCUAUGCUGAUUUAGUAAAGCAGAUGUGGCUGAGCCGCAGCAGCUAUGUGGCCCCACGCACCUUCAAAACCCAGGUCGGGCGCUUCGCUCCUCAGUUUUCAGGCUACCAGCAGCAGGACUCCCAGGAGCUUUUGGCCUUCCUGCUGGAUGGGCUUCAUGAAGACCUGAACCGUGUCAAGAAGAAGCCUUAUCUGGCCCUGAGGGAUGCAGAGGGCCGUCCAGAUGAGAUUGUUGCCAAGGAAGCCUGGACAAACCACCGCUUGCGCAAUGACUCUAUUAUAGUUGAUAUUUUCCAUGGCCUCUUCAAAUCCACACUGGUGUGCCCAGAGUGCUCCAAAGUGUCUGUAACCUUUGACCCAUUCUGCUACCUCACACUGCCUCUGCCCAUGAAGAAGGACCGUACCAUGGAGGUUUUCCUGGUGUGGUCAGACCCUCAGUCUAGACCGACACAGUAUCGAGUGGUGGUCCCCAAACUGGGUACAGUGACGGACCUGUGCAGCGCCUUGUCCAAGCUCUGUGGAAUCCCUCCAGAAAAUAUGGUGGUGGCGGAUGUUUACAAUCAUAGGUUCCAUAAAAUUUAUAGGCGAGAUGAUGGCCUCAACCAAAUCAUGGAAAAAGACGACAUCUUUGUUUAUGAGGUACAGGAAGAGGACAGUGAGAGGAUGAACCUGCCUGUAUAUUUCAGGGAGCGCCACUCUAAGCAUGCUGGAAGCUCCACAAGCACCACGCUGUUUGGCCAGCCUUUACUCAUCACCGUGCCCAGGCACAACCUCAUAGCAGACGUUCUGUAUGACAAGAUCCUAGAGAGGAUUGGACGCUAUGUAAAACACACCCAGAGUCCUAAUAGUGAAAGCAGGGCCUCUGCCUCAGCCACCUUUGCCAGUUGCAGCCAGGCUCCUGAAUGUUCCACGUCAUCUAGUCUCAACCCAAGCCUGGGUGGCUGUGGCAGCCCCCUGUCAGACGGGGCCUCCUGCAGUGCAAGCUCCAGUAAUAGCAGCAACCAUUCAGGGACCUGCAAUGAAACAAAUGGGCUAUAUGACGGUGAAGAGGAGGCCAUGGACCACCAGGUGAGCCCAGAAGCAGCAAAUGGCCAGUCUGAAGAGGAGGACGAGGACACAUCUGACUUGGAAAAUGGGUCUAAAAGGGACCUGGCUAAGCUGCACUCUGCUCCAGUCAAGCUGUUCACUUUCAGCAUAGUCAACUCUUAUGGAACAGCCAACAUCAGCCCACUGCCUUGCGAUGGAAAUGUCCUCAAACUUAAUCCACAUUCCACAGUGGCGAUCGACUGGGACACAGAUUCAAAGAAAAUGUGUUAUGAUGAACAGGAAGCAGAGGCCUAUGAGAAGCAUGAAAGCAUGCUGCAGCCCCAAAAGAAGAGAGCCACUGUGGCUCUGAGGGAAUGCAUUGAGCUCUUUACAACUAUGGAGACACUUGGAGAACAUGAUCCAUGGUAUUGUCCCACAUGUAAGAAACACCAACAGGCCACAAAAAAGUUUGACUUGUGGUCGCUGCCUCGCAUUCUGGUAGUUCACCUAAAGCGUUUCUCUUACAACCGAUGUUGGCGGGACAAGCUGGACACAGUUGUGGACUUCCCCAUCAGGGAUCUGAACAUGUCGGAGUUUGUUUGUGACCCUAAGGCUGGCCCUUAUAUAUACGACCUCAUUGCCGUGUCAAACCACUAUGGAGGAAUGGGAGGGGGUCACUACACAGCUUAUGGCAAGAAUAAAGUGGAUGGAAAGUGGUAUUACUUUGAUGACAGCAGUGUCUCGCCUGCCUCAGAGGACCAGAUUGUGACUAAAGCAGCCUAUGUACUGUUUUAUCAGCGCAGAGAUGAGGAAGCCCCCUUCAAACCUCAGCCUUCAGCUUCCCUGGGAGGAGCCCCUGAAGCAGCCGAUGACCACAUGGACACAAACUGAGGAGUCUUGACAUGAAGUGAAAAUGCAUAUGGCUAAUAGAGACACUUGGACACGCACACAGAGCUACUUUAGUGACAGAGGACUCCACAGAACUAACAUUAUUAUCUAUACCUUCCCCGUGUUUUUUAUUUGUCUCAUAUGUUGUCUACUAGAGCCAACAGCCUUGACAGAAGAGUGACCUGAGAGAAUUCCUCCUACAGCAGGUGACCUACUGAUUUCUGAACUUGGUUUACAAGUCUGAAACUAAGAUGAAUACACAUGGAUAUAAACCCUCUCACUGGAUGAACAGAAUGUUAGAAGUGUCCUCAAAUGUGUAAAUAUUGAAAAAAAUGUUUCUGUUGCCCUCAACACUCAGAAAUAUUUAAAAAAAAAAAAGCCAAAUGUAGAUCUUGUUUGAACCAAAGUGAUCCAAGGUAUUUAUGAUGUAACAUACCAGCUGAUAAGAAUUUAGCAGGAUACUGGCAUUGUGCCUAGAUUUCUCUGAUAAUCUUGCUAUGCUGAGGUAAAUGCAAAUUCAAAAAGUGUGAGCACGCGGAACAGUACCUACCACACUUGAUGAAAAAUAAUCCCGAACUUAUGCCUAUUUACUGGUUGGGGAUGUUGUGACUGGCCUACUGGGUCUGUGUUGCAACCUGAGCUACAGACACCUGGGUCUUGACAUGAGUUCUGGCAGAAACUGUUUUUUGGCCUUGCUCUUGAUCAGCCAUCACUUUUUAUUCUUUGAUACACAGCAUGGGCUCUGCUCUGAACUUAUGAGAGGAGUCUUAACCUGCUAUCAGUUUUUCUUUUUCUUUUUUGUAAUCAAAAAGCAAAAGCGGCCUUUUGAUU